AUGAUGACAUCGAGUCUAAUGUCGAGGAAAGCGCUGCUGGCGAGCGGUGCGGUGCUCGCCAUGCUCUCCUCGGUUCAAGCCCACGAGCAUCACCAACACGGACCGGCGGACACCUCAGUACCCAUCGAUAGCAUUCUCUGGAUCCACAUUGCCAUUCAGACAUUCGCCUGGUUUGCUCUGUUCCCACUUGCCAUGGUGCUUGGCAUGGUGCGACAUCGACUUCACGUGCCCGUGGCCACCACCUCGCUCGCCCUCACCGUCGGCGGCUACUUUCUCGGUCACGGCCACGGCGGCCGCUCCUUUCCGCAUACCGCGCACGGCACCAUGGCCUCGCUCCUCGUCUUUUACCUCGCAGCACAGACCGCGCUCGGUGUAUAUCUCAAGCUUCAUCUGCCGGAGAAACGGCUUCGCCCCAAACUCGUCCUCAUCCACGGCAUCCUCGGCAAGAGCUUCCCCAUCGUCGGCUGGGUCCAGAUGGUGUUUGGCGUGUCCACCCUCCAAUCAUGGUGCUUUGGCGGACAUCUCGGUCAGUGUCUAGCGCACUACAUCAUGGGCUCGGCCUUCCAAGCAUACGCGGCGAUUCUGGUGAUCAUGAUGAAGGCAGGGGGCGAUUGGCUGUCUCGCCGCGGUCAGAGUCAAGAAUGGUUCGACUCGUGGGUCAUCAUGCUAUGGGGGAUUGUCAACACCUUUACGGAGCAUCACGGAGGGCCGUGGACGCACAAGGAUCUGCAACAUACCCUCAUGGGUGUGCUGUGGUGGGCAGGCGGUGCGGUGGGCAUCUGGCUCAGCCGCGGUGGGCGACGAAACGUUUUCCCAGCCAUCAUCAUCGCGCUAACGGGCUGGGCGAUGAGCGCGCACUCGCAAGAGUUGAUGAUCUCGACGAUGGUGCAUUCGCUGUUUGGAUACGCGCUCAUGGGUGCGGGCAUCGCGCGAAUGAUCGAGGUUUGCUUUGUUCUGCAGGAUCGACCCACGGGUAGCACCGCUGAAUCCCCCGAUGCAGCAGUGGCCAGCAACGAAGCGGUCAACGGCAGCUGGUACCCCAUACGAGCGUUUCAGUAUCUGCCGCCGUAUCUGCUGGUCGCGUCAGGAGUGCUGUUUAUGUCAGCGACGGACGAGGAGCUGCGUUGGGCAGACGCACGAGGCGUCGACCACGCCACCUGGGGUUUGAUCGAUUUCAGCGCUUCCAUGCUCAUGUUCUUCUGGAUCAACGUGUUGGUCGACCUGUAUGUGGGGUAUGGCGGCCGAUACGGUGCUGCGAAAAGGAAUGCAGCUCUGGCAAGAGGCGGCGAUGGGGAAGCUCAGGCAAGCAGCGCGCUGUACGCACGUCUCAGUCUGGGAAACGGCCACGAGGGUGCGAGACAGAAAGGCGAGACCAUAGCUCUCCGCUCGACAGAGCAGUCUCAUGCGCUGAAGGAAGCCGGUGUCAAGCGAGUGUCAGACGAGCUGGAGCCGAGCCAUGUGUUGUUUGACGAGGAGGAUGAAGAUUCCUUUGUGGAGAAGGAGCGGGAUGACUAUGAGAGCAGCGGCAGCGGCAGUGGCAGCGGAAGCGCUCAACGUAGUCGUGUUCGCAAUUGA
Molecule: messenger RNA, 1575 nt
Organism: Kalmanozyma brasiliensis GHG001
Lineage: Eukaryota; Fungi; Basidiomycota; Ustilaginomycetes; Ustilaginales
Product: protein of unknown function DUF2427
Exons: 1
Coding region: 1-1575 (524 amino acids)
Source: RefSeq, a predicted model, not a curated record